CCAAUAAGGUCCAUAAAGACCCGAGCAAACCUAGGGUUUAUGAGCACGGAGCGUAUAAAAGCGAGCCUCCACGCCGCCGUCCCUCCCUGCAGCCACCACCACCACCCCCACACCGGAGCACAGCGAGGCGGCGCCGCAGCCCCAUCUUCUCCGGCGAAGCGAAAUGGCGACGGUUCCGGAGCCUUUGAUCUGGGAGAUUGUCAAGAAGAACAACUGCUUCCUGGUGAAGCAGUUCGGGAAUAGCAAUGCCAAGGUGCAGUUCACCAAGGAGCCCAACAACCUGUACAAUGUCCACUCCUACAAGCACUCUGGCUUGGCGAACAAGAAGACCGUGACGAUCCAGCCAUCAGGCGUGAAGGACGCGGCCGUGGUCCUCUCCACAACCAAGACCAAGAAGCAGAAUGCCCCAGCGAAGCUCUACCACAAGUCUGUGAUGCGCAAGGAGUUCCGCAAAAUGGCUAAGGCUGUCAAGAACCAGGUGAGUGACAACUACUACAGGCCUGACCUGACCAAGCCGGCUCUUGCGAGGCUUAGCUCAGUGUACCGCAGCCUCCAGGUUUCCAAGUCUGGUGCCAAGAAGAAGAACAGGCAGCCAACUAAGCUGUAAAUCGCUUAAAGCUCGCUUUUUUUUUUGUCAAGGGGCCUCGUGGUGUUCAUGUUUCCAGCUACCUCUGUUCGUAACAGUGAUUGAGACUUGAAUUGAUAUCUAUGCUAGAAUUGGAUCAACUAUGCUACAAAUCUACUCUAGUUUGUACUCGCUACAAUUUUGGUCUGCUGUGUCAUUGUUCACGUUGCACUUGAUAAUAGCAGCUAAGCUAAUGUCAUCAAAUUGCUGGUGCCGUUUUGCUUUGUACA
This is a messenger RNA of Oryza sativa Japonica Group (Japanese rice), 855 nucleotides long. RefSeq names its product large ribosomal subunit protein eL28z. Gene Ontology annotation, cellular component: ribosome; cytosolic large ribosomal subunit. NCBI's taxonomy places the organism in Eukaryota, Viridiplantae, Streptophyta, Magnoliopsida, Poales, Poaceae. Gene Ontology annotation, molecular function: structural constituent of ribosome. Gene Ontology annotation, biological process: translation. The record is from RefSeq and is a predicted model, not a curated record.